Molecule: messenger RNA, 798 nt
Organism: Rhincodon typus (whale shark)
Lineage: Eukaryota; Metazoa; Chordata; Chondrichthyes; Orectolobiformes; Rhincodontidae
Product: transmembrane protein 74
Exons: 1
Coding region: 1-798 (265 amino acids)
Source: RefSeq, a predicted model, not a curated record
AUGGCUUCUGUGGAAUUGGUUUAUCUCGGAGAAGGCAACAGUCAACCGUGUGCAUGGAAAGAACUGGAGUGGGGAUUGCAUGCAUCGUUCCCGUGCCUCUCCGGUUCAGCACCAGGGACAGCUCCAUACGACAGCUACAGCUAUAAACAGGAGCAGCGGUACCACCCAGCCGGCAAGGACAUUAGGGUGUGUUGCUGCGACCAGGAACUGGAAACAUCUUUCACUUACGUGGACGAAAAUGUCAACUUGCAACGUGCAAGUCCGACUCUGUCCGACAAAAGCUACACCGUGCAAUCCUACCACGGCUCUUCCAGCGACAUCAGAACUAUCCCUGAAGGUUUGCAGGAACUCUCGAUAGAGUCUGAUGGUGACAGCUCGUCCGAGAGCUCGGACACAUCCGUGGACUAUGGCUUUAUCAGCGCCCUGCUCUUCCUGUUCAGUGGGAUCACGCUGGUCAUCAUAUCCUACGUGAUCCCCCGCGAUGUGACUGUGAAUCCAGACAGUGUUUCAGCCCGGGAGAUGGAGAACCUUCAAAAGGAGAGCGCCCGGGUCGGGGCUCACCUGGACCGGUGUGUGAUUGCUGGACUUGGCCUUUUGACCCUAGGGGGAAUCCUCCUCUCCAUUUUGUUAAUGAUAUCAAUCUGCAAAGGUGAACUAUAUCGAAGGCAGAGGCUUGCAGCUGUGGGAAGAUCGGGAAAAAUCUAUGGAUCUUUUAGCUUUCGCCUGAAAUCCCCAGGUCCCAACAGUUCCAUGCAGCGUUUCCCAAUGAAUGGCGACGACACUAUGAGCAUUGAUUAA